This is a messenger RNA of Podarcis raffonei (Aeolian wall lizard), 1518 nucleotides long. It is a transcript of the gene SPIB, whose product is annotated as Spi-B transcription factor. NCBI's taxonomy places the organism in Eukaryota, Metazoa, Chordata, Lepidosauria, Squamata, Lacertidae. The record is from RefSeq and is a predicted model, not a curated record. The transcript is spliced from 6 exons. Gene Ontology annotation, cellular component: nucleus. Gene Ontology annotation, biological process: regulation of transcription by RNA polymerase II; cell differentiation. Gene Ontology annotation, molecular function: DNA-binding transcription factor activity, RNA polymerase II-specific; sequence-specific DNA binding. The coding region runs from base 392 to 1180 and encodes 262 amino acids.
GGGCGCGCGGACACGAUUUUUUUAAUGGGUGGCGAAAAAAAUGCACUAAUGUGCUUCGUAAUCUUUUGCUGGGCAAGGAUCGCGCAGGGGGAAGCGCGUGCCCUCUUCGCUGCCAGCCCAGCCUCUCUCUCUGUCUCUCCUUCCUCCUCCUCCCCUCCCUCCCUCCCUCGCUCGCGCCCCUUUCCUCGCACCGGACUGGAAACCUCACAUUGCGUAAGAGUCCCGGGCCGGCCACGCCCAUCGGGGGGGAAUUUCGCGGUUGUGAGAUCACUCCCUCCGCCGCCGCCCGCGAGAUGCUAUAUAAUUCCCACCCCCCGCCAAGUUGCAAUCGGCAGACGGAGACGGAAAGUUUAGGAUCGGUGGCCUCGGCAGCGAUCGUGGCGGACUGAGGAUGCUGGACGUAGACUACGCGCAGUUCGAGGGGUCCCAGUAUGGCUAUAUGUUUCCCAGCGGCUGCAUCUAUGACCUGGACUCUUGCAAACAAGAACCCACGUUUGCUUCCUGCCUUGCAGACCCCGAGAGCUCCCCAGAGUCUUGCAUGAACUGGCUGGAGAUGCAGGAGCCUUGCUAUGAAGGCUAUGAGGUGGGGCAGCUGGCCCAGCUACAGAAUGUCCAAGUCUCCUACCUGCAUAGUUCUUACCCGCAGCUCUCCAUGGAUUCUGUCUACAGCCAGGAGGGAGUGGUACCCACACAGAACAUGUGCCUCGCACCCAAGGAAGACUACAACACCCAGAUUUACCUCCCCUACGAUCAGUACCCUCUUCCCAGGGAAGUGCCUAGCCCCUCGUCGGAAGAAGAGGAAUUCCACGGGGAGAGUCGGAACCUGGAGGUGUCCUCCGACAGCGACUUGGAUGAGAAUCUCUCGCCUGGUUUUGAUUCAGGCUCCCGACGGAAGUUGCGCCUCUACCAGUUCCUGCUGGAGCUCCUUGAGCGCGGCGACAUGAAGGAAUGUGUGUGGUGGGUGCACCGCGACGCAGGGAUCUUCCAGUUCUCCUCGAAGCACAAGGAGCUUCUGGCGCAUCGCUGGGGACAGCAGAAGGGCAACCGCAAGAAGAUGACCUAUCAGAAAAUGGCUCGGGCGCUACGCAACUACAGCAAGACGGGCGAAAUUCGCAAGGUCAAGAAGAAGCUCACCUACCAGUUUGGGACCACUCUGCUGGCGCAGUCGGCCACCUCCUAAACUCCCCCCCCCACCCGCUGCAAGAAUACGGGGCUGGGGCCAUUAAUAAUGACUGGACCUCCAUUCUCUGCCUUCUCCAGACCACCCGCUUUCUGGUGCCUUCAACCAAACUGCGUGAAAGAAUCUAGGCUGGGUGGGAAGAGAUGUGAAGACCCAAAUCAGGGUGGGGUGGGCUCCGGUAGGUUGCAGUCAGGGAGGCCAGGUGUGAAGGCACCGAGAUCUUCCACCAGAGGGGUGGGAGAUAUGCACUUUAGCGGAAAUCGGGCUGCUUGGACUGUCAUGGUAGGGUGAGGGUAAAGUAUGAUACAGCAGAGGUGGAGCGAAGCAUUCUGGGAUCC